AUGACUUACGGUUUCCCAAAGAUAUCUUUCUUUAUUGGUUUAUUAUUAACCGGUCUUAUUGUUGCACAAAUUAUGUUACCAAAAGUACCACAACUUCAAAGUGACAGUGCAAUGACUGCCUCAAUUCAAGUAAAAGUAAAUUCAACAAUGUGCUCUGGAAAAUAUCCAGCCACUAUUCAAAAUAUGUUAAAACAAUUCCCUGAUAUCGACUCUAAUAUUUUACUUAUUAUUGGAGCUUCAGCAAUUGCUUUAACUUUCUUAUUUAAUUUGAUUCCACAAAAUGGAUUCUUUUCAUGGGCUUUAAUACAUUUAUUCACUCUUUCCUUUAUUGUAACUGCCUUUGGAGCAUUUUAUUUAUUCUCAUUAACUCCAUCAACUACUUGUACUACAGUGAAAACAAUGAUUUUAAAUACUAAACAAAAUGCAACUAUUUUUGAAUUCAUUAAAAAUAACGAAAUUACUAAAAAACUUGUUUCAUUUAUUCCACAUUAUAUUAUGGAUAAAAUCCAUAUCUUUGCUGGUGUCUUUGUUGAAUGUGUUAAUAAGCUUGGUGUUACUGCUCCAAUUUUUGUUAUUGUUAUUGCUUUCUAUUUAAUUAAUAAAGAAACAAGAUCAGUUACUAGAUUUGAAGUUCUUGCACUUAUUGGUUUAAUUGUAUCUGCUAUUUCUGCUCUUGGAUACUAUAAAGCUACUUCUGAUUAUGUCUUUGCUGGUGUAUUUACUAUUGCAAGUAUUGUAUUAGCUCUUAUUGUUGUUAACCUUGCAUUGAAUUUCGGUUAUAUCUUUGUUUCACCAGCAUACUUAUUCGGUUGUUAUGUUCUUAGUUACAGAUUACUUGGUCUUUGCCUUCAUUUCAAAAUUCCAUUUGAAUUACAAAUUGCUGUUGGAUUCUUUGUUUUCUUAUUUGCCAAUACUUUCAUUUGGACUAAGAAUGGAACUUAUUUGACUGUUGUCUUCUUACUUAACUAUGGUUUGUCUACACUUUGUCCACUUCCAGCUGAUUCUUUAAUAGUCCUUGUUUUCCUUCUUUACAUUUUCACUUAUGAAUGCUGCAAAUGUAAGAAAACUUGCAAGAAGGUAGUUAAACAAAAAACUGAUUAA
Molecule: messenger RNA, 1101 nt
Organism: Entamoeba dispar SAW760
Lineage: Eukaryota; Evosea; Mastigamoebida; Endamoebidae
Exons: 1
Coding region: 1-1101 (366 amino acids)
Source: RefSeq, a predicted model, not a curated record